GCAACUGUCAAAUCUUUUCGCUUCGCGUUUCCAUUUUGAGCAUCGUUCCGUGCGAGCAGAGUGUUCAUUUUCUCGCGUCAUCAAAUUUCAAUUUUGUGUUCCCAAAUCUUCGAUUCCAACGUUUCCCCGGUGGCCUCGGUUCCAAAAGUAGUGAAAAAUGCCUCCGGAAACAACGGCACAAAGCAUCGAACUGACCGAUCACACCUGCCGGCUAUGCCUGGCCAACGAUCAGGAAAUCAGCUCCAUCAUGGACGCCCUCAGCCAGGAUGAAAUAAAGAAUGUUAUCGAGGGGCUGCUGAAAAUACAACUGACGGAAUCCGGACCGUUCCAGAAUGCCUGCUCCAAUUGUGUCGUCAAGGUGCGCCUUAUCGAGAAUAUUCGCAACGAGUUUGACGGAAGCAACAAAAUUUUCGACGUUAUGUGGACCCAAUACAAACGCAUUCACUUUCCUGAACCAAUUCUACCGGCGAAGAAAGGUCGCCCAAGAAAGGAAAAAAAUAAACCGCAGUCCCAGAAGAUAACGGCCACUUACAUCGUUGAUGGCAUGGUUAUUGAAAACACUGAGAUCGAAUACGUUCAGGAGGAGGCGACAAAUGUCUUCAACGAGAGAGAAAUUAAUCCCGACAGUCUUAUCAAACAGGAACGGGUUGCAGAUGAUUCCAGUGAUGAGGUAGCGAUGGACGAUGGCCAUCACGGAAUGGACGAAAUCGUAGAAGAAGAAUACGUGUACGACGAUAUUACGAUUAAACAUGACGAUCGGAUGGAUGAGGAGUAUUUGGAUGAAAAAUUACCCCAACCAGAAUAUGUCGAAAAGAAGGAUUCAUCUGCUGUAGACGAAAAAGAUCAUCCGUUGAAUGACCAAACUGUUGAAGAGGAUACUGGUUAUUAUGAUAAAACUAUUCCUUUCUGUUAUGUUUGCCUCGAACGCUUUAAAACACAAAGCGAUGUUUCGGUCCAUUUAAUCGAUGCUCAUGCAGAAAUGAUUCCUUUCCAUUGUGACAAAUGUUUGGGAUAUUAUAAUACCCUAGAAGAAAUGAACAAACAUUACAUUUCCCAUGUAUAUGAGUUUGUUUGUCUGUAUUGUCCUCGGAGAUACUGCUCCGAGCAAUACUUGGCCAAUCACAAUCUAGUGUGCAAGGCUUUCAAGUGUUCUGAAUGUGAUGAAACAUUCGAGCUUGUAAGCCAAAUGAAAGCCCACAUGCGUAAAGCCCAUCCGGUUGAAACUAGGCUACAUGGUGAAAAGAAAAACGUGUGUAAUACAUGCGGUAAAGGAUUUUCUUAUGCUAGUAAUCUGGCCCGUCAUUUGAACAAUAAACGUUGUGGAAAAAUAAGCAACCAAGAAGUGUUGAUCAGAAAGCGAAAACUAAAGAAAAAUAUGAACCCAGGUGCUCCAGAGCAUGGAGAUUCAGAAGAAGACGAUGAAAAAGCGCUCAAAAGUCGACCAGUUCUUACUUGUCAAAUAUGCAGCAGGAAAACGGAGAGCAACUGCGCAUUGGCUCGGCACAUUGAGCUAGAGCAUAAAGAUUUCAAUAUUCCACUUUUCAAGUGCAACAUUUGCCCCAAAAAAUUCACUACAUUUGAAAAAUGUUCCCGCCAUCGUGCAUUCCACAAAAAGUCUCAAAAAGAACCAAUGCAACAUUCUCAAAAAGGUCCGUCUGGCAGCAUUUGCAGCAUCUGUUUAAAAGAUUUUCGUUUAGAUCAUAUUUUGCUCAAACAUAUGACUGAUUUUCAUCAAUUGGCUCUGGAACUAUUCCAGUGUGAUCAGUGUGGCAAAAAGUUUUCGACAGAAGCAAAACUUCGGAUGCAUAAUUAUAACGCUCAUCGCGCAAACAAAAAUCUUUACGUUUGCUCCCACUGUGGUCAAAACUUCAGGAAGAAACUCACAUUGAAAGAUCACGAAUCGAAACAUCUCGGCGCACCAGCUUACCAAUGCGAAAUUUGUCUUAAAACAUUCAUUCAUAAGCACAGCUUGGAUCGUCACGCUCUGGUCCAUUCAGAUGAGAAAAAAUUUGAGUGCGAAUAUUGUCAUAAAAUGUUCAAACGAAACACGUCUCUUGUUAUUCAUCGGCGCAUUCACACUGGCGAAAAACCGAACGAAUGUGGUGAGUGCGGCCAGCGAUUCAUCGAUUGCAGUACACUAAUCAAGCAUCGACAGAGGAUGCAUCGGAAGACAGACUAAUUCGGUAUAAUAGUUAAGUUAGCUCACUAAGAGAUAACGAAAUAAAAUGAUUAUUUCCAUUUUCAUUGUAAGUUAAUUCAAAAGAAAAAAGCUUGAUCUCCAAGUGAUUUAUUUUUUUUUAUUUGUUUUACCUCCAGCGAAAUCAAAAAGUUUUAAAAGUUUCUGCGGCAAAAUAUACGAAAUGUGAAGUUCUUAAGAAAAUUGAAGAUUUAAUAACUUAAAGAAAAAUAACUCAAAAGAUAAUAAUCGUUUUCCUUUUCAGUUUAUUAUCAGAAAAGGGUUAGGCUUAAAAGCGGCACGUUAUCCAAACAAACGGGAAAAUUGUGCCUAAUUUUAAUUUCAUAAGUUUAACUUACAAUAAAAAACACUUCUAAUUAUUUGUUUAUAGCUUUGUCAAGUAGAAAAAGAAUGUAUUUUCCAGCUAACUUUAUGGAGGAAAGGGUUAAAUCAUAUUAAAAUCAGAGCUAGCACGUUGGCAUACGUUUGCUGUAUCAAUCUCAGCAACUGUAGACAUUGGUGGGUGUGUUGCACUUUGAAUCGAAACUCAAAUUAUUAUCAUUUUGUUAUUAAACUUUAUUCGACAAAAUUGUACAAUUUUGUUUUAAAACACUUACCGUAACUCAAGGAAGCUAACAUUGUAGAAUUUGGUUCAAUGAUUUCUGAGAUAUAGAAUGCCGAAUUUCGGUGUUUCUUGGCUUAGACUUUUCUGCGGUCCUUAAUGUGUUAUGAUGGCAUGCUUUUGGUUCUAGAAGUGAUGAUUUCGAUCAAACGGGCAUUUUCGUUUAAUGUCAGUCGUUAAUCAUCACCAUUAACACAUCUGGUUGAAACUUUCAAGCAGAGUAUUUCGGGGUUCGGGGGAAAAAUCAAAGCGGAGAUUAUUCUGUUGAUGGUAAGAAACGUUAUCAGGUGUCCGUAUUACCCCGGAAAGAUUGUCGUGAAUGGAAUCACCGUGUGGAACCGUUCGUAAACGGUGGCACGAAUGGGUGAGCACGUUAUCGCUUACUCGUUUACCUGAGGAGUAUCAACCCAUGAUUACGGCGAUAGUAACAUCGUCUGGUGUCGGCUUAUUAAAUUGUCCAACGGCGCCACACAGUGAAGUUCAACAUCGACGGUGUCAAGGUUACGAACCAGGAUGGAACGGUGAUUGCCACAGGACAAGGGCGGUAUCCAAACCAGCAGCGAAUCAUGCAAAGCAAGGUGCCAAGCGGUGCCUAUAAGUUUACUCCAAGCUCUAGGAAAGCCCCGAGUUUCUAGGAUUCCCAAGAUAUAUAUCAUUCUAGUUCGAACCCUGUAGCGUGAGGAGGCAUCCUCGUAGUUCUGAUUAAUGUUUCUGGGACGGCCUCUUGAACAUUUGGAACAAACCGCGAAAUGACGCAGUAGCCAAUCAUCUAUAAUGCUAAAUCAACUCAUUCAAAAAUUGGGAAACCGCGCAGUGUUACAAACCACCGAAUAGCUAACCGCAAAAAGGCCUAAAUGCCUAAUGAGAAACCGCGAAAUGUCAUACCGCCAGAAUGAACCCGCGAAAUGGUUUACCGAGAGCUGUAAUACAAUCUUUAUUUUAGGUUAUCGUCAGCACUGUUUGGUGAUGUUUCUUUUGUUAAAUGGCAGAACAAUUAUGCUAACAGAGAAUGGAAGAUAUAUUUUUGGGAAAAACAUCCCAGUGUUUUUGAAGUACAGAUUAGGGGUGAUUUUGGGCAACACGUAGCAGUAAUUCAAUUAUUAAAACCAAUUCUAGACUCCAGACGAACAUUCUGUAAACGCUUGUGGAAGAAAAAGAGAAAAUAAUAUUUUCAUCAUUUUUGAAAAGCUUUGUAGCUGCUUAAAUAUAAAUUUAAGUAAUCAAAUACAUGUUAAUCAUUUCAUCCGGGUGCAGUUAUCAUACUAUUUGUUAAUACCUG
Uranotaenia lowii is the source of this 4077-nucleotide messenger RNA. Its product is annotated as zinc finger protein 492-like. Gene Ontology annotation, cellular component: nucleus. The record is from RefSeq and is a predicted model, not a curated record. Lineage: Eukaryota; Metazoa; Arthropoda; Insecta; Diptera; Culicidae. The transcript is spliced from 3 exons. Gene Ontology annotation, biological process: regulation of transcription by RNA polymerase II. Bases 158 to 2179 code for a protein of 673 amino acids. Gene Ontology annotation, molecular function: zinc ion binding; RNA polymerase II cis-regulatory region sequence-specific DNA binding; DNA-binding transcription factor activity, RNA polymerase II-specific.